Messenger RNA from Onychostoma macrolepis, 1234 nucleotides. It is a transcript of the gene phf13, whose product is annotated as PHD finger protein 13. Lineage: Eukaryota; Metazoa; Chordata; Actinopteri; Cypriniformes; Cyprinidae. The record is from RefSeq and is a predicted model, not a curated record. Gene Ontology annotation, molecular function: chromatin binding. Gene Ontology annotation, biological process: mitotic chromosome condensation. Bases 173 to 1231 code for a protein of 352 amino acids. The transcript has 5 exons.
AUGAGCAGAUCUGUCUGUCUGGGUUUCACCCAUCACAUCUUCAUCACAUUCGGACAUAUAUCAUCACUGUUUUCCAUCUCUCCUGCCACUGUCAUCGCCUGUUUUUCGAUCCAGGAUAAUUAUCUGCCUUUUUACCGUCGCGUGGUCCACUAUCUGUGUUUCAGCAGCAGAAAUGGACAACAGCUCGACGACUUGUCCAUUUGACACACAGGGCUACAGUUCAACAUUUAAGCGGAAACGGACAGUGGAAGAUUUCAACAAGUUCUGCACUUUUGUGCUCGCAUAUGCCGGUUAUAUUCCUUAUCCACAGGAGGAGGGGCACUUGAGGAACAGCUCUAGUCCUCCCAACAGCACCGGCAGCACUGCAGACAGCGACGGAUGGGACAACCAGAGGCUGGGUUGCGGCCUCUCGUCUCCGGACGAGCCCCCACCCAAAAACCGCAAGAGCUUUGCUGGAUUCAAGAGAACCGCGAGUGAGGAUUUGGAGCCUCAGAAGCGUCAGAAAUCAGCAGGUCUUCUCCUGGAGGGUCGAACAAAGGCUGACAAAGUGAAAAAGAAGAAGAAGAAGCUGAGGAAGAGCAAGGAUGAGGAAUUGAGAUCUUUCGCCCCAUUUACUCCUCCCAGUGCUGAAGGUGAGAUUUCUAAUUAUGGAUGUACCAUCAAAGAAGAACCGGAAGAUUACCUCAGCAUCCCUGUACCCACUGACAGCAUGGAUAGCAACCAGCCUAUACCCACUGGCCCAAGUUCAAAACCUGCCUUGAGUUCACCGGCUACUGCAAAGUGCAAAGAGGAGCCUGAUGUUGGCCGUCCUUGUUGGAACAGUUCUAAAAGUUCAAGUCCAAAGUCAGAGGAUGUCGAGAAACCCUUAAAACCUGAAGAAGAGGCAGUAGUCUUGAAGGUCGAAGGUUUUUCUGGUAAAAGGAUUGUGGUCCGUCAGGGGAAACAAGUGGUGUUUAGAGACGAGGAUGGAUCGGGGGAUGAUGAGGACAUCAUGGUGGAUUCAGAUGAUGACUCCUGGGACCUAGUGACAUGUUUCUGCAUGAAGCCGUUCGCCGGGAGGGCGAUGAUCGAAUGCAACCAGUGCAACACCUGGAUCCACCUCUCAUGUGCCAAAAUCCGCAAGUCCAACGUCCCCGAGACGUACAUCUGCCAGACGUGCAAAGACUCAAAGUUUGACAUUCGCCGCUCCAAUCGCUCACGAGUGGGCUCUCGAAAACACCUCCUCGACUGAUGC